AUGGCUACAUCGAAUUCUAGAAACUUUACCCUCUUCUCGUUCGUUUCCAUGGCGAGUAGUGGAUCCUUAAGAGGGAAGAUGGUGACGGUCCUGAGCAUCGACGGAGGCGGUGUUAGAGGGAUCAUUCCAGGGACGGUCCUAGCGUUUCUCAAAUCCAAGCUUCAAGAACUGGAUGGACCGGAUUCGAGAAUUGCAGAUUAUUUCGACAUAAUUGCUGGGACAAGCACAGGUGGAUUGGUGACGGCUAUGAUAACAGCACCCAAUAAGGACCAUCGUCCGAUGUUUGCAGCCCGUGACAUUAUUAAAUUUUACUUGGAGCAUUGUCCUCAAAUAUUUCCCCAGAAAAAUCGUAACAACAUGAUGAAUCCAAUAAGAAGCUUGGUAGGCGCAUCCAUGGGGCCAAAGUAUGACGGGAAGAAGUUGCGAUCCCUAGUUAAUGGCUUGCUCGGAGACACCACUCUCAGUCAAACCUUGACCAACGUUGUCGUCCCGACUUUCGACAUCAAGCGUCUCCAACCGGUCAUCUUCUCUACCCACGACGCAAGGGCAAAUCCUCUAAAGAAUGCGCGGUUGGCAGAUGUUUGCAUUGGCACCGCCGCAGCUCCCACAUUCCUCCCGGCGCACUACUUCGAGACUAUAGACGAGAACGGGAAGGCCCAUAGUUUUGAUCUCAUUGACGGUGGGGUCGCCGCAAAUAAUCCCACCCUAGUUGCUCUGAGCCACAUUAAGAGAGAGAGCCUCUUGCAUGACGGAGAGUUCAAGGACAUAAAUUUAAGAGAGACCGAUCCAAUACUAGUGCUAUCACUCGGUACCGGUGUGGCCAAGCAUGAAGAGAAGUACAGUGCGACCGAGGCCUCUAGAUGGGGACUCAUCAAUUGGAUUCUUCACAAUGGUUUCACUCCAUUACUCGAUAUCUUCAACGACGCAAGCUCUGAUAUGGUCGAUAUUCACUUGUCCACUCUCUUCCAAUUCUUAAGUUGCAAGCACAAUUACCUCCGGAUUCAGGACGACACCCUAAUUGGAGAAGAGUCAUCAGUUGAUGUUGCAACCCCAAAGAAUCUACAAAGGCUCAUGGGAAUAGGGCAGAAGCUAUUGCAGAAACGAGUGUCGAGGGUAAAAUUGGAGACCGGUAGGUUUGAAGAGAUUGAAGGAGAAGGCACCAAUGGAGACGCGCUUAAUUGCUUUGCAACUCGGCUCUCCACAGAGAGAAAGAGGCGAAACAAGUAGGACUUCACACAUUUGCCAAGAUUCGUGAAGAUGCUGCUUAGAUGAAUUCGCGAUAUCGGUAGAAAUUGUCUCCUUCAAUUAGGAACUUUUGUAAUUUCAAUCGUGAUGCAAUUUAAUUGAGUUCCAAUA
Messenger RNA from Eucalyptus grandis, 1356 nucleotides. Its product is annotated as patatin-like protein 2. NCBI's taxonomy places the organism in Eukaryota, Viridiplantae, Streptophyta, Magnoliopsida, Myrtales, Myrtaceae. Gene Ontology annotation, biological process: lipid metabolic process. The transcript is spliced from 7 exons. The record is from RefSeq and is a predicted model, not a curated record. The coding region runs from base 1 to 1227 and encodes 408 amino acids. Gene Ontology annotation, molecular function: glycerophospholipase activity; monoacylglycerol lipase activity.